AUGACUACUUUCUUGAAAACCUUAUUGUUGAACAGUAGGAAAACUUCGGCGUUGUGCCCUUCUUAUUUUAAUUUAUCGACAAGAUCGUUCUGCGUCAAACCACUAAGAUCAGAGGAGAGUAAUAUCCACCAAAAUGAUUUGGCGUCUAUUACUGCUCAGAAUGAUGAACUAGAUAAAUUAUACAAGACCAUAGAAUUUGAAUGUCGUAGCAACGAUCGUGCAGUAUUACGGAGUUACACUCAAUUUGCAACAAUGGCUGCAAAUGAACUAGGGAUUCAAAUCGGUAAAUGCUGGUCCCCACGUAAAGCUCACCACGAACGGUACACACUAUUACGUUCUAUUCACGUCCAUAAAAGGUGUAGAGUACAGUAUGAAGUAAGAACUUGGUUUAGAUUCAUUCAUUUCCAUAAGCUGACUGGUUCCACUGCAGAAACCUUUUUGGAGUAUGUUCAAAGAAAUUUACCGGAAGGAGUUGCACUUAAAGUAACCAAAGUACUUUUAGAAAAUAUUCCUGAAAGUGUUUCAUCGCAUAUGACUUCUGAAAUAGCUUAA
This is a messenger RNA of Macrosiphum euphorbiae (potato aphid), 552 nucleotides long. NCBI's taxonomy places the organism in Eukaryota, Metazoa, Arthropoda, Insecta, Hemiptera, Aphididae. The record is from the annotation of a GenBank genome assembly.